GAAUCAUAAAAAUGCACAUUAAUUUUAUAAUUAAAAGCACGGAAUAUUCGCGAUGAAUUAAACAGUUGGUAAAGAUUUGACGAAAACGUGUACGUGGACAGUUCUAAUCACACAAUUUGAACCUUGACCUCUACACAUUUAGCGACCACUACAACUAAUCUUAACCAAGCGGCAUAAUCAUAAGUAUUUAGUGAGAGCUCAACAAGGCCUGGGGUUUGAAGCACAAUUCAACUCAGAAAAGAAACACUCACAAAAACGAUAAAAAAAUGAGUUCUCUGUUUUCUUUCUUUAAAAAGAAGAAAAAUCCGGAUGGAACAAAGAUUGAGAAAAAGAAACAUUCGGACGGAUCAAGGGCGGAGAAAAAGAAAGAAAAGUCUAAAAAGAGAGGAAAGAAGGGGAAGCAGGCGGUCGCAGAGCCGGAGGAAGUGCCGGACCCAGUCACAGAAACACGGCGGUUGUUCUACACUAUUGAAUUCCAAUGUAUGGGAGACAUGACCAAGGACCAGCGGAUGUCGUUGGAGGAGUUCUACAGACUGAUGAUGUUGCUGGGCUUCCCGGACGGCAGGGAGGGCGCUGAGAAAGUAUGGCUGGCACACGGAAAGACGGCAGGUGGGAAGAUGACACAAAGCGAGUACAUUGAGCUGAUGUUUGAUGAAAGCAUCGAGAGAAAAACCAACUGUUGGCGGACGCUCUUUGGACAAUUCGACACAGACGGGAACGCCUCGGCAACGAAGACGGAAGUGCUGAAAGGUCUUGAGGACAUCGGGCUGGAGGUCACGUCCAGUCUACGCCAGAAAGUGGACGAGAUGGACACCAACAAGGACGGGAAAAUCAGCUACGAGGAGUUUCUCAGAGCGCAGCUGAAGCAGUAAUGGACGUGGGUGAUUUACCUUACCAGCGUCGGAUAAUGGACUCUUCCAGAUUUUAUAUUAGUGUUAGUAUGGUCGCUCUCUCG
This is a messenger RNA of Physella acuta, 955 nucleotides long. RefSeq names its product neurocalcin-delta. The record is from RefSeq and is a predicted model, not a curated record. Gene Ontology annotation, molecular function: calcium ion binding. Lineage: Eukaryota; Metazoa; Mollusca; Gastropoda; Physidae.